Nannospalax galili (Upper Galilee mountains blind mole rat) is the source of this 2469-nucleotide messenger RNA. RefSeq names its product fermitin family member 3 (gene Fermt3). Gene Ontology annotation, biological process: platelet aggregation; integrin activation; leukocyte cell-cell adhesion. The transcript has 15 exons. Bases 91 to 2088 code for a protein of 665 amino acids. The record is from RefSeq and is a predicted model, not a curated record. Lineage: Eukaryota; Metazoa; Chordata; Mammalia; Rodentia; Spalacidae. Gene Ontology annotation, molecular function: integrin binding. Gene Ontology annotation, cellular component: cell-substrate junction.
AGGACCAGGCAACACCACACCAGUGGUGGCAGGUGCUUGGCCACUUCCAGCAGCUGUACCCCUUGUAGGCCAGCAGAAGCAGCCACAGCCAUGGCGGGGAUGAAGACGGCCUCCGGGGACUAUAUCGACUCGUCCUGGGAGCUGCGGGUGUUUGUGGGCGAGGAGGACCCUGAGGCCCAGUCUGUCACCCUCCGGGUCACAGGGGAGUCUCACAUCGGUGGGGUGCUUCUGAAGAUCGUGGAGGAGAUCAAUCGCAAGCAGGACUGGUCCGACCACGCCAUCUGGUGGGAGCAGAAGAGACGGUGGCUGCUGCAGACCCACUGGACGCUGGACAAGUACGGGAUCCUGGCAGACGCCCGCCUCUUCUUUGGACCACAGCACCGGCCUGUCAUCCUGCGACUGCCCAACCGUCGUGCAUUGCGCUUGCAUACCAGCUUCUCCAAGCCCCUCUUUCAGACUGUGGCCGCCAUUUGCCGCCUCCUCAGUAUCCGGCAUCCCGAGGAACUGUCCCUACUGCGGGCUCCCGAGAAGAAGGAGAAAAAGAAGAAGGAAAAGGAGCCCGAGGAAGAGGUAUACGAUCUCACCAAGGUUGUCCUAGCUGGCGGUGUAGCUCCUACCUUAUUCCGAGGCAUGCCAGCACACUUCUCAGACAGUGCUCAGACGGAAGCUUGCUACCACAUGCUGAGCCGUCCACAGCCACCACCUGACCCUCUCCUGCUCCAGCGCCUGCCAAGACCCAGCUCCCUGUCUGACAAGACCCAGCUCCACAGCAGGUGGCUGGACUCCUCACGGUGUCUCAUGCAGCAGGGUGUCAAGGCUGGGGACGUGUUGUGGCUGCGCUUUAAGUACUACAGCUUCUUCGACCUGGAUCCCAAGACAGACCCUGUGCGGCUGACCCAGCUGUAUGAGCAGGCUCGCUGGGACCUGCUGAUGGAGGAGAUUGACUGCACCGAGGAGGAGAUGAUGGUGUUUGCUGCCCUGCAGUACCACAUCAACAAACUAUCCCAGAGUGGGGAAGUGGGUGAGCCAGCUGCUGGAGACAUGGGCCUGGAGGACCUGGAUGCAGCCCUGAACAACCUGGAAGUGAAACUAGAGGGGUCGGCACCCUCUGAUGUGCUGGACAGCCUCACCACCAUCCCUGAACUCAAAGACCACCUCCGAAUCUUCCGGCCCCGGAAGCUGACCUUGAAGGGUUACCGCCAGCACUGGGUGGUAUUCAAGGACACCACUCUGUCCUACUACAAGAGCCAGGAUGAGGCACCCGGGGACCCCAUCCAACAGCUCAACCUAAAGGGUUGUGAGGUGGUCCCUGAUGUCAACGUCUCUGGCCAGAAGUUCUGCAUUAAACUCCUGGUACCCUCACCAGAGGGCAUGAGUGAGAUCUACCUGCGGUGCCAGGAUGAGCAGCAGUACGCUCAAUGGAUGGCUGGUUGCCGGCUGGCCUCCAAGGGCCGCACCAUGGCGGACAGCAGCUAUGCCAGCGAGGUGCAGGCCAUUCUGGCCUUCCUUAGUCUGCAGCGGGCAGGUGGAGGUGGUGGAGGCUCAGGCAACCACCCUCAGGGCCCAGAAGCCUCUGCUGAAGGCCUCAACCCCUAUGGCCUUGUUGCUCCCCGCUUCCAGCGAAAGUUCAAGGCAAAGCAGCUUACCCCGAGGAUCCUGGAAGCUCAUCAGAACGUGGCCCAGCUCUCACUGCCUGAGGCCCAGCUGCGCUUCAUCCAGGCCUGGCAGUCCCUGCCUGACUUUGGCAUCUCCUACAUGGUGGUCAGGUUCAAGGGCAGCAGGAAAGAUGAGAUCCUGGGCAUUGCCAACAACAGACUGAUCCGCAUUGACCUGGCGGUGGGUGACGUGGUCAAGACCUGGCGCUUCAGCAACAUGCGCCAAUGGAAUGUCAACUGGGACAUCCGGCAGGUGGCCAUCGAGUUCGACGAGCACAUCAACGUGGCCUUCAGCUGUGUGUCUGCCAGUUGCCGCAUCGUGCACGAGUACAUUGGGGGCUACAUUUUCCUGUCCACUCGGGAGCGGGCCCGCGGGGAGGAGCUGGAUGAGGACCUCUUCCUACAGCUCACAGGCGGCCACGAGGCCUUCUAAGGGUGUCCCACUGCUCCAGAGUUCGCUCACCACCUGCCAUGGCCCCUCCCGAGCCUACACCCACAUGGACUCACUGCUCCACCCUUCCCAGCAUGCACCACACUGGGCACCUUCACCUGCUGUCACUGGCCGACCAGGGUUCUGGCUGAACCAGACUCUGCCACCACCCAGGCUAGGGCCAGUGGGCCCUGAGCUACACGUAGCCCCUCCUCUCAUUCCACUGGCGGAAGCUCACACCCCUGACCAAUCUGUUGUCCUUAAGCACAGGAGGAAGACCAGGUUUGGAUAAGGGAUGAGGGAUCCCAGUUUCAAACUGGAAUUUCUUUCUUGCGACUAUUUUAGAUUUCUUUUUUUUUUUAAUAAAUAUUUUAUUGUUGAAUC